CCAGAUCCUGCCCUUUGCUUGAAAGGAACUGGAUCCUAGGAGGCGAAGGCAUUUCCCAUUUCUAGUCCUCUGCCUCCCUCUGCUGUUCCUUCUCAGAAGCUUUCCUUACAACAAUGAGAAAUCAUGUACUAGCUGCAUCCUUUUCUAUGCUCUCCCUGCUGGCGCUAAUGGGAGACACGGACAGCAAAACGGACAGCUCCUUCAUGAUGGACUCGGACCCUCUGCGCUGCAUGAGACACCACUAUGUCGAUUCUAUAAGUCACCCAUUGUACAAGUGUAGCUCAAAGAUGGUGCUUCUGGCCAGGUGCGAGGGGCACUGCAGCCAGGUGUCACGCUCGGAGCCCUUGGUAUCCUUCAGCACUGUCCUCAAGCAGCCCUUCCGCUCCUCCUGUCACUGUUGCCGGCCCCAGACCUCCAAGCUGAAGGCACUGCGGCUGCGCUGUUCGGGGGGCAUGCGGCUCACCGCCACCUACCGAUGAGCAAAUGGAGACCUGCCGAAACCCAGGUUUGCCCGA
Callorhinus ursinus (northern fur seal) is the source of this 515-nucleotide messenger RNA. The record is from RefSeq and is a predicted model, not a curated record. Lineage: Eukaryota; Metazoa; Chordata; Mammalia; Carnivora; Otariidae.